CCUUUGGAGGAAAAAAUGGUUUCUUUGCAGAGAAAGAUAUAUAAUUUGUGAUUGUAUUCUGGGGUUGCUGUAGUUGAACUGCUUUACUUUACCUAUUGGAGGCCACUAAUAUAGAUUCUCAAUUCCAGUCGUUGUGUGCGCAUUGCAAACUCAAACUCUAUCUUGGUUAAGUUUCUGCAUUAGUUUGAGUUGGAAGUCAUCUUGGGUGUGAAUAUCGGAUAUUGGGUGAUCAAAGAGAAUGAGCUACAAUAAUCCCAACACUGGUUCUGGUAGUAGAACUGGGAGAUUGGAGUUUGGGAGGACCCAUGUGGUCAGGCCAAAAGGAACUCACCAAGCAACUAUAGUUUGGCUGCAUGGCCUUGGUGAUAAGGGAUCAAGUUGGUCCCAGCUCUUGGAAACCCUUCCUCUUCCAAAUAUCAAGUGGAUAUGCCCUACUGCUCCAUCUCGGCCAGUAGCAUUAUUUGGUGGAUUUCCUUGCACUGCUUGGUUUGACAUGGGGGACAUUUCAGAAGAUGGUCCUGAUGACAUGGAGGGGUUAGAUGCCUCAGCAGCGCAUGUAGCCAACCUCUUGUCCACAGAGCCAUCUAAUAUAAAACUAGGUGUUGGAGGCUUCAGCAUGGGUGCUGCAACUGCCCUUUACUCUGCCACAUGUCGUGUUUUAGGACAAUAUGGAAAUGGAAACCCAUAUCCAGUUAACCUUAGUGCAAUUGUUGCUCUAAGUGGCUGGCUGCCAUGUUCAAGCUAUAUUUCUUAUAGGACCUUAAGGAACCGGAUGGAGGGGUCAUGCGAGGCUUCAAGGCAUGCGGCAUCUUUGCCCAUUUUGCUGUGUCAUGGCACAGGUGAUGACGUGGUUGCACAUAAACACGGAGAGAAAUCUGCACAAACCUUAAGUGCAGCUGGAUUUCGAAAUCUCAUGUUUAGAACAUACAAUGGUCUAGGUCAUUACACCAUCCCUGAGGAAACCGAUGAACUUUGUACUUGGCUGACUGUAAGUUUGGGGCUUCAGGGAUCCCGAUCGUACUAGUCAAAAAGCAAUAAAUGGUGAAUGGUGAGAUAGUAUGCAAGGGGUUUACAAAUAUGGAUCGGUUUAUAGACAAAAAGGGACAUGAAGAGGGCAUACCGGCUAGAGUAGAUGGUGGUUUGGGGAUACAUAUAUGUUAGUGGCAGUGUUCUUGAUCGCUCUCUUUAUUUUUCUUUUGCAAAAUAAUGUCUCAGCUAUUGCAGUCGGGGGUGGGGGGAAAUAUGGUUCUCUUUGUUCACAUUCACAGAUAUUUGUUGUUUUAUAAUGAAGUGUUUUUCACUGGCCAG
Molecule: messenger RNA, 1308 nt
Organism: Argentina anserina (silverweed cinquefoil)
Lineage: Eukaryota; Viridiplantae; Streptophyta; Magnoliopsida; Rosales; Rosaceae
Exons: 10
Coding region: 239-1024 (261 amino acids)
Molecular function (GO): hydrolase activity
Source: RefSeq, a predicted model, not a curated record